Cyprinodon tularosa is the source of this 1912-nucleotide messenger RNA. RefSeq lists its product as uncharacterized. The coding region runs from base 47 to 1912 and encodes 621 amino acids. Gene Ontology annotation, biological process: succinate transmembrane transport; acetate transmembrane transport. Gene Ontology annotation, cellular component: plasma membrane. Gene Ontology annotation, molecular function: acetate:proton symporter activity. Lineage: Eukaryota; Metazoa; Chordata; Actinopteri; Cyprinodontiformes; Cyprinodontidae. The record is from RefSeq and is a predicted model, not a curated record. The transcript is spliced from 5 exons.
CCACACUUCAUUUUUCUUUGAUAUCCCGACAGAUUCGGAGUGAAAAAUGGCAGCAUCAGAUGGGUUUCCUGCCAGUUUCUAUGGGGAACCAGGAGUUUUAGGCAUGCUGUCAAAUGGGAUCAGUGCAUUCCUUGUACUUUUACAGAACUUCUAUACAGCUCACAAUGGCAAAGCUCCAGUUGGAAUAGAGAACAUUCUUGCAGGUGUACAUCUCAUCCUGAUUGGUGGGGUUUGCCAGUUGGUGGCUGGACUGCUCUCCUUCCGUAAAUACGACCAUCUGAGCGGUACUGCUUUCAUUGGCUAUGCUGCUCUUUGGGGCAGUUAUGGUGCAACCAGAAUCUACUAUGGUGCCUUGUUUGAAAAUCCAAAUAUGACAUCAACAACAGAUCAGAUGCUGAGCAAUUCAUCCUUCGACAUGAUGAGCAACAUGUCUCUCAAUGAUUCCAGGCAGUGCUACUUAUGUCUGUCCAUAGAAGAGUCAGCCAUUGCUGGGCUAGUUCCCUACAUCCUGCUCUCAUUUCUUCUUGCAUUUUGUUCUGCCACAGUCAACUACAUCAUGCCUUUUGUUUUUGGAGCCAUCACUGGCACUUUGAUCUUUGAAGCAGUUGCUCUGGCAGCAGACUCCUGGGCUCUGAUAGUCUCUGGGGUUCUGGAGUUACUCAUUUUGAUGUUUGCCAUCUAUGGUUCAGCUGCUCUUCUCAUCAAAGGUCUGACUCAGCGUCUAGCCCUGAAAGGUUUUGGGACCCCUCUCUUUAAUGUUCUUCUACUAGGGACCCCCAACACAGGAAAAGCCCAGAGUGGAGGUCAAGAGAAAAAGAAAAACACAAAAUAUGCAGAACCAAUGGCUCUAGGUUACUUCUGUGACUCCAUUGCUCCAUUCAUCUUUGCUUUCUACAGCUUUGGGUACAUGAAAUCAUUUGGCUUAGGGGUUGCAUGGGUCUCAAUCAUCUCAGUUGCCCAGCUGUUCUCCAGCUACUAUGCCCAUCUGCGCCAAGAUUGCUACCACACCACAAAGUUUGGGUUCCAUGCCACAUAUUGGCUGAUCAAAGCUUGGGAUGAGUUUGUUGUGUCUGUUCUAAUAGUGGAGGAGAGUAAAGUUGUCUCUGGCAGGGAAGCAAUGGUAGGAGACUGGUUCUUUGUGGCGGCAGCCUUGGUGCUCUGUGUGGGGAGCCUGAACAUGGAUGUCCUGGAACUGAUCCAUAACUUGUUCUUUGUCCUUCUCACCAUCUCUACAAUCCCUCAGAUCCCACUGCAGGGUUACUACAUCUUCUUUGGUGUAGCUUGUUCUCUCUUCACUGCAGUCUCUAUCUAUGGGACCUUCACCCGUCUCAUCAACACCAUUGCAGAAAAGUCUCUCAUACCUGUAGGACCUCAGCCAGUGUCCUCUGAGAAAUUGAAAACUGCUUUAGGAUGUAGAUCCAAACACGGAGAUCAGGAUGUGCUGUCACAAACUGAUCAGACCUCAGAUGCUCUGUUCUAUCUUCUAAACGGGGUUGCAGCUCUGUCAGCUCUUCAUUCAAGAAAGAUGAGUUUGAACCCUUCCCUCCUGCACCUGACCAUCCCCUGGGUCCUGAUAUCUGGAGCCAUCAUCCAAGCCUAUGUCAGCAGGUUGCAAGUGACAGGAGGCGGCCGCUUUGGAUCAGUCAUCUCCUCAAUCUAUGUGGUUGUCUGGGCAACAUGGACAUGGUUUAGAUUUGCAGGUAACCAGCUUGAGUUCUCCACUGAGGCAGAUUAUGGUUUUACAGCAGGAGCCAUCGCCUUCCUGGUUAUUAAUGCUUUCCUGAUAUUGAUUGCUGCCUAUAAAAACUUGGUUCUUCUGUUUCUAACUACACUCAUGGAGGUGGUUCUUGUCUGCUUCCUUCUCUCCACUCUGCACAAACUGCCGUAUGAGCUUGAAAGUAAGUUAGUAUGA